This is a messenger RNA of Musca domestica (house fly), 2484 nucleotides long. Its product is annotated as transcription factor grauzone. The transcript is spliced from 5 exons. Gene Ontology annotation, molecular function: DNA-binding transcription factor activity, RNA polymerase II-specific; zinc ion binding; RNA polymerase II transcription regulatory region sequence-specific DNA binding. Lineage: Eukaryota; Metazoa; Arthropoda; Insecta; Diptera; Muscidae. Bases 516 to 2267 code for a protein of 583 amino acids. Gene Ontology annotation, biological process: regulation of transcription by RNA polymerase II. Gene Ontology annotation, cellular component: nucleus. The record is from RefSeq and is a predicted model, not a curated record.
UCAUGCCAGUCGCGAUUUGACAUCAAACGUAGUAAACGGUGAAGUGGUGGAGUUUAUGUGAUUUUUGUUUUAAUUUGUUGUGCUCGUUCAAAUGGAAGCUACGGGGGACGUCAACAAUUGAAAAAAUGUAAACAAAAAAAAUUAUCGUUUUGGAAUUGAAAAACCUUCCACCUUAUACCCAUUGUAAGGCAAUAAACUGAGAAAAGCCGCUUUGGAUUCAUUAAAAUAAAAUAAAAAUCGUCACAAAUGAUGCUAGAGCUAUAAUUUUAGGAAAAUACAAAUCAAAUUUUAGCGCUGUCCCUCCGUCUCACUACCCACCUGUAAAUUUGGCCCAAUAGUUUGCAGUGUAUCUAUGCUGAUUGGCGUUUCCUAAAGCCCCAUUUCAAAAUAACUUCCCAAUACUCGAGGUGAGCGGAAGCUAGUAAUUCCUACAAAACCUGGAAGAAAUACACAAAAUUGGAAGCAAUUUUUACCUACCGACUAUAUGAAGAAGAUCAGUUGAAACACAAUUCAACAUGGAUUGUCUACUGUGUUUGGAAACGAAACGGGAAAACGAAUCAAAUUCUAUUAUAGUUGGUUCAAGCCAAUGGGAAGAAUUGAAUACCAAGAACCUAAUCGAUAAACAUCUCUGGCCCAUAGAUUGUCCUUUACCGGCGUCAUGUGUUUGCGGUACAUGCUGGAAGGAACUCUAUGAUUUCCACAAAUUCUACAUACGCAUAGAACAAACACAUUAUGACAACAGAAUAGUAAUAAAAUUUGAAACUGAUCCUCUACCAGAUGAGACGAAGCCGAAAGAUGUAUUAAUGAAAGGUCUGCAAGAGCCAGAAAUUGUUAUUGGCCAAAAUUUAGAUGAGCCCAUUAAAAUUAAACAGGAAUAUGAUGAACCCAUUGCAGACAUGUUAGAAAGCAAUGAUGAUAGUGAAGAUGUGGAAAUCAAAAAUGAUAUAUCAGAAAAUUCUUGCAGUAUUUUUAAAAAUGAACAAGAUCCUAUGGAAUUUACUGAUAAUAACAGUGAUUCCAAUUUAAGCGAUUAUAAUGAUGAAGAAGAUGACCGGACAGAUAGCGAUGAUGAUUUACCAUUGAUACAAAAAAUUAAAAAUCAACAAAGCAAAAAACGAUCGAGGAAAAGCAAUAAAACGAAAAAUAUUAACAACGAUGAUUAUGAAGAUAAUGAGGACAAUGACAAAAAGCGAAAGAAAAUAGCAUCUAGUUCCUCCCCACAGAGCACCUUACGUGCCAAUCUUUCGACAAAUAAAAAAACUUCCACACUUCCAAAAAUGAAUUGUGCAGAAUAUGAUAAAUUCCUAGAGGAACACUUUAAGAUAACAUGUGACAAAUGUCAGAAAACAUUUGAACGUUUUCGUUUGCUUUGCCAACAUUUUAGCCAGGAGCACAACGAACAGGGUUAUGUUAUGUGUUGUGACACGAAAUUCUUUAAUCGCCAUCUUUUGGUAGAUCACAUCAAUUAUCACCUUGAUCCGGAAUAUUUUAAGUGCAAUCUGUGUGGGAAAGUUCUAACCAAACGCAUAUUCCUCAUUAGUCAUAUGAAAAUGCAUAAAGAGAAGAAAUUUGCUUGUGAUGAAUGCGAUAGGAAAUUCGUGUUAAAAUAUAUGCUGGACAAACAUAAGUUAACACAUCUACCGGAGUCGGAGAAGAAGUUCCCCUGCAAUGAUUGUGGUAAAUUUUAUGCCAACGAAUAUAUGCUUAAUCAACAUCAAAAAGCCGUUCAUCUCAAUGUAUAUGCUAAAGUGUGUGAAAUAUGUGGUGAAACAUUGCCUGAUUCGCAAUACUUUAAAAGGCACAUGGAAAAGCACGAUGGCAUAGUACAGGUUAAAACAGCUACGUGUGAUAUAUGUGGUCUAAUACUUACCAACCAUCAAACGUUAAAGCUGCACAAAGAAGAAAAACAUCCGCCGGAGAAGCGUGAAUAUAACUGCCAUAUCUGUUCUAAAGUUUCGCCUAAUCUGCGUGCACUCAAGAAACACAUACAUGAAACCCAUGAAAUGGGUUAUCGUUUCAAGUGUACAAUUUGUGAAAAGGAAUUCAAAAGAUCUGAUAAUUUUAAGUCCCAUAUGGCAAUGCAUACUGGAAAGCCUCUGCAUCGAUGUCCCUGGUGUCCCAAAGAGUUCAAUUCUAAUGGUAAUAUGCAUCAACAUCGUAAAAAAGCUCAUCCUGUUGAAUGGGAGGAGGCGCAACGCAAAAAGUAUUCUGGAAAUUUACCGCCUAAUUAUAGAAGACCAACAACAACCUCCGUCGAUAGCCAGUAAUAGUAAUUCUUCCAUAGAACCUUGGGUGGGAGCCCACUUCUCUGUAUAGUCCUCAUAAAGAUUCAAUGGAUAUUCGUAUUUUUAAGAGAAAUUUGUCAUAAUCUUCGAUACUGUUAUUUUGUAAGGCUUUAUUUUUCUAAGUCAAGUUUUCUUUUAACAAAAUGUAAAAACAAAUAAAUUGCAUUAAUUUAUUUCUGCUGUUAAGAUUUGCACCAAA